Molecule: messenger RNA, 2548 nt
Organism: Vidua chalybeata
Lineage: Eukaryota; Metazoa; Chordata; Aves; Passeriformes; Viduidae
Gene: RAP1GAP
Product: RAP1 GTPase activating protein
Exons: 21
Coding region: 257-2092 (611 amino acids)
Biological process (GO): activation of GTPase activity; regulation of small GTPase mediated signal transduction
Cellular component (GO): membrane; cytoplasm
Molecular function (GO): GTPase activator activity
Source: RefSeq, a predicted model, not a curated record
CGAGCGCCGGGGCCCCGCUCGGCUCCGCUCGGUACCGGCCCCGCUCCGGGACCGCCCGGCCCCGCCGCCCCCGGGUGGCACUGGGCUCGCUGCCAUCAGUUGGCUUCAGGGGCAAGGCUGCUGGCCGGGAGUCCCGGAGAGGGGCUGUGGGGGAGCUCUCCUCUCCCCAGGAAGCGCCAUGGGCCCCCCUGGACGCCCUCACGCCACCUAGACGCGUCUCCAGCCAGCAGCACCUCCCAACCCCGAGGGCAGCAGGAUGGCCCAGCAGCGCCAUGCCAUCCCCCCACCACUCAAGACGGAGGAGGACUACAUCCCCUACCCCAGCGUGCACGAGGUGCUGGGCCGGGAGGGGCCGUUCCCCCUCAUCCUCCUGCCGCAGUUCGGGGGUUACUGGAUUGAGGGCACCAACCACCAGCUGAGCGGGGCCCCUGACUCGCCCCCCACGCCGGUACCCGGCACCCGGGCAAAGCUGGAGGGCAACCACACGGCCAAGAUCUACCGCAAGCACUUCCUGGGCAAGGAGCACUUCAACUACUACUCCCUGGACCCGGCGCUGGGACACCUCGUCUUCUCCCUCAAGUACGACGAGCAGGAGCACCUCCACCUGCUGCUGCGCACCCGUGCCCGCACCCUGCAUGAUGUGGUGCCCAUCUCCUGCCUGGCCGAGUUCCCCAACGUGGUGCAGAUGGCCAAGCUGGUGUGCGAGGACGUCAACGUGGAUCGCUUCUACCCCGUGCUCUAUCCCAAGGCAUCCCGCCUCAUCCUCGCCUUUGAUGAGCACGUGCUCAGCAACCACUUCAAAUUUGGGGUCAUCUACCAAAAACUAGGGCAGACCUCCGAGGAGGAGCUUUUCGGCACCACGGAGGAGAGCCCGGCCUUCGCCGAAUUCCUCGACGUCCUGGGUCAGCGGGUGCAGCUGCGGGACUUCAAGGGGUUCCGAGGGGGACUGGAUGUGACCCACGGGCAGACAGGCAGCGAGUCGGUCUAUUGCCACUUCCGUGACAAGGAGAUCAUGUUCCACGUCUCCACCAAACUGCCCUACACCGAGGGGGACGCCCAGCAGCUGCAGCGGAAGCGUCACAUCGGCAACGACAUCGUGGCCAUCGUCUUCCAGGAUGAGAACACACCGUUCGUGCCCGACAUGAUCGCCUCCAACUUCCUCCACGCCUUUGUGGUGGUGCAGCUGGAGCAGGGGGGCGCCCAGGGCACCCUCUACAAGGUCUCCGUCACGGCCCGUGACGACGUGCCCUUCUUCGGCCCGCCGCUGCCCGACCCCGCCGUCUUCAGGAAGGGCCCCGAGUUCCAGGAGUUCCUGCUGACCAAGCUCAUCAACGCCGAGUACGCCUGCUACCGCGCCGAGAAGUUCGCCAAGCUGGAGGAGCGGACGCGGGCGGCGCUGCUGGAGACGCUGCACGAGGAGCUGCAGGCGCGCAGCCAGGCCAUGCUGGGGCUCGGCCCCGACGACGAGCGCCCCGACAACGGCGGCGCCGCCCCGGGCUUCUUCGAGUCGUUCAAGUCGCUGCUGGUGCCCGGGAGCCGCCGGGGACGCCGCGGCAGCGCCAUCGGGCUGGGCUCGGUGGAAGAGGUGGGUACCUCGCUGUCCCCCCUCGGUGUCUCCCCGGUCCCCGGUGUCCCCCCGGUUAACGGCGCCCCGCAGGCGCUGCUGGUGCCCGGGAAGAGCCCGUCGCGGCGGCGGCCCGGCCCCCUCGGCUCCCGCCGCUCCAGCGCCAUCGGCAUCGAGAGCAUCCAGGAGGCGCCGGCCGGCAGGGACGGCCCCGCAGCCGCCGACGGCUCCAGCUCCACACACAGCUCCCCCGAGAGCCGCCGGAACCCCGACAGGGCCGAGAAGCCGGAGCCGCCGGAUUUCUCCCGCUCCUCCUCCAGCGCCAGCAGCUUCGGCAGCGCCGCGGAGGAGCCCGGCGAGCCGGGACGGGAGAGCCGCUCGCCCUCGGGGAGCCACCGUGACGUCUUCACUGACACCCCCUGGCCGGAUGACCCCCCCGGGACCCCCCCAGGCCGCCGCCCGCCUGACCCCCCCUGCCCUGAGAUCAAAAUCCAGCUGGAGCAGCCCCCCCAUAACCCGGGCUCAUAGUCAACCCCCCACCUGCGGGGGUGUCACCGCUUCACCCCCCUCUGUGUGCCACCCCCGUGCCAGGAGCUGAAGCCAUCGUCCCCGGUGCAGGAUUUGGGGGGACCUCCAAAAAAAAUUGGGAUGUGCCCCCCCUCCAGACAAUCUCUGUCACCCCAAAAACCCUUUGGGUGAGGGGGUGAUGCACCACAAAGGGGCCUCCCCUCUGCCGUGACCCCGAAAUGAAGAGUGGGUCCAACCCCAGCAUCAUCCCCUCCCCCCAAAAAAAGAGGGGACUCAAAUCCAGGGUAACCCCAAAGUGGAGCUCCCUCUCCCCCCCUUUAUUUUAAGGGACAAAAGUUCCGGAAUGUGCCGGAGGCUGGAACUGGGGGGAGGGGGAGGAAUAUUUUUUCACACCCUCCCAAACUGUGUUUGUGUUUCCCGUAAGUCCUGUAUAAAAUAAAGGUUUAUUUAUCGCUA